GAAAACACAAUCAUUCCCUCAAUUUACCUUAUUCGACAAAAUGGAUGAUCCCUCCUAUAUGUAAUGCAUAAAACGAAAUCCUGCAGAAAAAGUGUGCCAUUACACUAUUGGUUUCCCUCCAAUUUUAUGAAAUUGUAUCUCAUAUUUGUAAAAUUGGGUUCGUCUCUGGCUGAUCAAUUUUACCAGAUUGGCAGUGCAUCUUAGUUUCACCAUGAUACCAACAAUGGUGGAGCUAUGUCGAGAUGAUUGAAAGAGCCAAGUGGGUCCUAUGCGGUUGCUGCUGUUGGUACGAAGCAGCUGUCAUUGGCACCUUACGAGACAUCUCUCCUGCCGAUUAGUUCACUCACACCCAAUUAUAUUCUUCAAUUUCAAGAAACAGUUUGCUGCAUUCAGAGGCUUCCAGACCUAUAUCUCCCGACUUUGAGGUACUAGGCAUAAUGUAUGUAUCUUGACUUUCACUAAUUCAGAUACCCAGAAUGGAGGCGUUGAGAUUUUCAGUAUGGAAUGACUAGCACACUCCUCAGAGCCAAGUUUUCAGAAUUGGGCAUCCGGGUCAGAAUGGGGCAAAUGUGGGUUGGGUUUUACAUUUUAUGGUGUUGUUUCAUGGUGGUGUUGUUCAAUUCCCCUGUUUCUUGUAAUUCACCAAGGAGGUCAGGGCCUCCUGAGGAUGGAAUCUUGAGACAGAAUUUUGUUAAAGGUUCCACAAAUGUCGAGACAGAAAAACUUAUUAGGGCUACAGAAACUUCACUGAGGGUCGGGAAAGGAAUCGGGUCUGUCGUGAAAUCCAAUGUUAGAUCGGGAAUUCGGUCUAACAACCCAAUAGAAUUGGGAGUUAGACAAGUAGGCCUUGUUCAGGGGAGGCUACUGGGAGAAAACGUGACAAGAACUGAGAGUAGGGAUGGUUCUGUCAAUGCAGCGAGGAGGAGAAAAAGGGCGGGCACUGAUAGGAUAGAUAAGACAUAUGUUAAACAGAGUCCUCAGAAGGGUAAGGGAGUUCAAAAUUAUAAUAAUAAAAAAGAAUUAAGAGGGAGAAGAUCAAAUAGAGCUCAAGAUCCACCCAAGAGCCAGGAAGAACAAUCUAAAGUUAGUCAAGCUCAAGUGGGCCUCAACAGGGAAAAGCAAGAAAAUGAAAUUUCUGCAAUGCCAGAAAAUAGAAUGAAUCCUAGUGAGGCUGAAGAAGAAUCCAAGGGAGAUGAACUAAAGACUAGAGUCAAGGUCACAAGAUCUGUACCAAAGUCAAUACCCAAAAGUGAGAGUAUAGAGGAAGAAGAAAAUUCAAAUUCUGCAUUUGAACUGACCAAAGAAGAUGAAGAUAGUCAAGAAGAGUAUCAAAGAAAAGGAUUACAGAAUGGGGUUAAGGGAAAAAGGGCAGCUUCCAAGCCUUUUAACAAAUUUGUGAGGGAAGAGGAAGUAGAAGGUCCAAAAGCUGCAAUCCAAGACAACAAAGAGAAAAACAUUGGCGGAGAUGGUGGGGAAGAAUAUGAUAGAAAGGGAUUGCAGAAUGGAGUCAAGGGCAAAGGUUUGGUAUCCAAGUUGAGUCCCAAAGAUGUGAAGGAGGAGGAAGAAAACCAAAUUGCUGCAGUUCAAGAGAAUGCAGAGAGAAAUAGUGGUGGAGCUAGUGAAGAGGAAUUGAAAAGAAAAGGGCUGCAGCAUGAAGUUACAGGCAAAAAGCCUGUAUCCAAUUUGAUUCACAAAGAUGAGAUUGAAGAGCAGGAUGAAAACACAGAGGUUGCAAUUCAAGAGAAUAAAGAAAAAAAUAAUGAUAGAGAUAGUGAAGAAGAAUAUAGGAGGAAAGGAUCGCAAAACAAAAUAAAAGGAAAAAGGCCAGUAUUCAAGUCAAUUCACAAAGAUGAGAAGGAAGAGGAAGAAGAAGAUCCAAAUGCUUCAAGUCAAGAGAAAACCAACGGUGGAGAUAGUGAAGAACAGAACAAGAAAAGAGGGUUGGAGAAUGAAAGGAAGGGGAAAAGGAGGGCAUCAAAAUCUUCUCACAAAGAUGAGAAAGAAGGAAAUCUAGAUGAUUUGAUGCCAAAGAGUAAAGAGAAAGAGGAAACUUCGGAUAUUGUGGACAGUGAAGAAGAUCCAAAUGCUUCAAGUCAAGAGAAAACCAGCGGUGGAGAUAGUAAAGAAGAAAACAAGAAAAAAGGGCUGGAGAAUGAUGGGAAGGGGAAAAGGCAGGUAUCAAAAUCCACUCACAAAGAGGAGAAAGAAGGAAAUCUAGAUGCUCCGAUGCUAAAAAGUACAGAGAAAGAGAAUACAAUAGAAAUUGUGAAUAAUGAAGAUUCCAAGAGAAUGGAGUUUCAAGCUCGACUCGAAGGUGAUGAUUCGGAGUUGUUAGCGACUGGUAAACAUGAGAAAAAAGUAUAUGAUGAUGGUUUGGAACUAGCAGAGGAAAUUCUGACUCCGGAAGAUAUAUCGGCUCUUGAAAAUUUAGCCAAAAUCAAGGAAUAUGAAAAUGCCAAAGAAGAAAUGAGGAAAAAAAACCAAGACCGUGAAGCUGAUCAACCGAUAUUGGAUCAAACUGUUUCAAAUAAGCAGACCAAGAUGGACAAUAGGAGAGGCAAAGGAAUGCCAACCCAAAUGCCCAAGGUGGUCAGUGCAACUGCAGAUGAAUCUGAUAAAAGAGAAAUCGAGGAGGAUGACAUUAAGUUAAGAACCACUUCCAAAAUCUCUGAGACAGAAGAGGACAGUGCAGAUGAAUCUUCUAAGGAGGAUAAAACAAAUGGAUCUGCAGACAAUGAUAUGGAGGAGGAUAAUGUAUCUGAAACAGUGGUAACCAAGAAGCAGUUGGAUUCAGUUUUGCCAAAUCCAGAAGAGGAGAAUGUAGAUGAAACUGAAGACAAUGAUGUGGAGGAGGCAAAUGCAUCCAAAAGAGUGCCAACUAAAAAGCAAUCCAAAUCAAAUUUCUCAAAUUUUGAAGAGCAGAAUGCAGACGAAGCUGAAGACAAUGAUGUGGAGGAGGAUGCAUCCAAAAGAGUUCCAACCAAAAAGCAAUUCAAAUCCAGUUUCUCAAAUCAAGAAGAGAAGAAUGCAGAUGAAUCUGAAGACAAUGAUAUCAAGGAGGGUACUGCAGCCAAAAGAGUCCCGCCCAAAAAGCAGUCCAAAUUGAAAUUCUCAAAUCCAGAAGAGGAGAGCGUAGAUGAAUCAGCAGAUGAUCAUGCCAAGGUGGAAAAUGAGUCUGAAACAGUUCCAAACAACAAACAACCAAGAUUCAAUUUCUCAAAUCCGGAAGAGGAAAAUCCAGAUGAAUUUGAGGUCAGCGAUGUCAACGAGGAUGAUGAAAUCAAAACACUUCCAACCAACAAGCAAUCAAAAUCCAAACUCACAAAUCCACGUGAGGAUAAUGCAGAUGAAGAUGUAGGGAAUGAUAUCAAGGAGGAUGAUAUAUCUGAAGCAGUCCCAAAGCACAGGCAAUCAAAGUCUGAUGUCUCAUUGCAAGAACAGGAUAACGUAGGUGAAUCUGUAAAUGAUGAUGCUCAGUCAGAAGCAGAGUCAGAAACAAUUCUAGACGACAAGCACUCAAACUCUGUAGAUUCAGAAGAAUCAUCGGCCAAUUCUACAAACUCAGUUGAAGUAGAUGAAGAAGCAUAUAGUGAUUUCAUUCAAGAAAUUCAAGAUUUGCCCUCAAAAUUUCAGGAUACUGCAGGAAAGGUGGCUGAUAAGCUGAUGCCAGAAAUUGAGAAGUUCUCCAACAAAUCAAAGCAUUACUUCAACCGUGCUAAUGAGGGAAUCACAGAAGGCUUCCGACCCCUUAUUGGUAACAAAUAUGCUCCCUUUUUUGCCUCUAUGAUAUCCUACAUCCUUGUCCUGCUUCCCUUGAUUGUGGUCAUAGUUCUAUUCGAUAAAAUUAGAACUUACUUUCCUCUUCAAAAGGCCAUCCUCUAUGCUAAUAUUUAUCUAGCUGCGUACUUCGCUACACUACUACUUGCUUCCUUCUUAAUUGGCAUGGAACCUAUGGUAUUCUUCUUCAGAAACUCACUGACUGGGUACAUAUAUCUACAGCUGUUGGAAGCCUUGGGAUACAUAAUAUACCUGAUUUUGCAGUUGUUGAACUUGAUCAUUAGCUUUUCAAAGGGACCCGUUUCAGCCAAGCUUGCUGCAUUUCUGCAAUGUGGAGUGUCCAUCUUCAUUGGGUUGCAUUACUAUAUUACUAUUUUCCACAGGGCCAUGGCUCAGAAAGCACCUCAUACAAGCUGGAUGGUUUAUGGAGCAUAUACAAUUAUAUUUUUUGUUCUCUGCCUGUUUUCAAACACCAAGUAUGGAAAGAAGGAGUACAUUCAGGAGCAAUAUGGCAAUACUACAAGCAAGAAAAACUGAGAUUUGAUGCCAACGCACUUGAGAAUCCUCACUGGAUCUUUCACCACUUUGCUUGUUUUUCAUGUUACAACAUUUGAUUGAGCUACACAACAAGCUAAUAACGCAGCUUGCUGUAAGAGAAUCUUCUACUUCUGCAUGUAUUAUCAAUGUAUAUGCUUGAAUAUGUCCUCAGCCAUUAGUACUUUUCUUAAGAUAAUGUAAUUUUAAGCAUUGCAUGGUUCAUGUUUGGGAGGCACUCUGCCAUUGUAAUUAAUAAGUUUUGUGAAAUAAAUUUUGUUUCUUAAGUAGCAUAAA
Molecule: messenger RNA, 4608 nt
Organism: Cryptomeria japonica (Japanese cedar)
Lineage: Eukaryota; Viridiplantae; Streptophyta; Pinopsida; Cupressales; Cupressaceae
Exons: 2
Coding region: 505-4314 (1269 amino acids)
Source: RefSeq, a predicted model, not a curated record